Messenger RNA from Apis cerana (Asiatic honeybee), 521 nucleotides. It is a transcript of the gene mRpS18C, whose product is annotated as mitochondrial ribosomal protein S18C. Gene Ontology annotation, biological process: mitochondrial translation. Gene Ontology annotation, cellular component: ribosome; mitochondrial small ribosomal subunit. NCBI's taxonomy places the organism in Eukaryota, Metazoa, Arthropoda, Insecta, Hymenoptera, Apidae. Gene Ontology annotation, molecular function: structural constituent of ribosome; small ribosomal subunit rRNA binding. The record is from RefSeq and is a predicted model, not a curated record.
AAUUAUGUAUACUUUUAUUAAUUUACCAAUUUUGAGAUAUACAACAAAUAAAAUUCCAAUAUUAUUUCGUAACAAAACUAAUGCAUGUACUUCAAAUGAAUUAACAGAUCUGAUAUCCAGAUCUGAUCCAGACAUGCCAAUUUCGAUUGAAAAUCCAUAUAAAAAGAAGCAGCAAUUAUGUAUUUUAUGUAAAUUAAACAUUGAACCUGAUUAUAAAAAUGUACGUUUAUUAUCUCAAUUUCAAAGUCGUCAUACAGGUAGAAUUUAUGAAAAACACAUAACUGGAUUGUGUGAAUACAAACAGAAGAAAGUAGAACAAGAAAUAAUAAAAGCACAACAUGCUGGUUUAAUGGGUUAUAUGACUAAGGAACUUAAAUUUUGUCAUGAUCCAAUGUUAUUUGAUCCUAAUUUUCCAUUUAAAGCACAUAAAUAUUAAAUGUGAAAUACAAAUUAAAUUAAAUAAAUAUAAAUAUAUAUGUAUUAUAAAAAUAUAAAAAUAAGUAAAAUAUUAUUAUAUAAUA